UCACAGUUGACUACGCAGCAAUGCCGGCUAAGGAGUUGGCACGUCCUUGUAUGGACUGUAAAGAUGCAGAAGCUAUCUUGGAUACCCGAAAGAGGCAGUUAUGUGGAAACUGUUUCAAGCGGUUCGCGGGCCACAAAGUCCUUAUGCGCAUGUCCAAAUAUAAAAUGAAAAAGGCAAAUCGCAAAAUACCCAAACUACUGCUCCCACUCUCCCUCGGUGUCUCCUCCAUAGUUCUGUUGCACAUCAUCAACGACGAUAUUGAACGCCAACUCGCCAAAACGUUUGUCAAUGUCGGUUUUGAACUCAAUAUACUUGUUGUCGAUCCAUCAACUAUCCUCGGCCCAGACGCCAAAUAUGACCAGGCUUAUGAGGCUGUCACAAAGGCUUUCCCGAAGCUUACAUUCACCCGCUUGCCAUUCCACAGUGUCUUCGAGUACGUGCCGGAUAUGAAGGAGAUUAUCCAGGAAUAUGCUGGUUCAACAUUUACCGAUGAUGAGUCACGGUCAAACGAGGAUCGUCUCACGGUGUUCCGCGCUGCGAUCGCUACGGCUACCUCCAAGGCCGACCUCGACUCGGUAUUGUUGACCAGACUUGUUGUUGGAUAUGCCAAGAGUCUUGACUGCGAGACUGUGAUUUGGGGUGACUCGGACACUCGUCUUGCGGCGAAGACACUCGCUGGUGUUGCGAAAGGCCGUGGCGCCUCGUUGACUUGGUCAGUCUCCGAUGGCAUGUCUCCUUGGGGUGUGACCUUUGAUUUCCUGCUCCGAGAUCUAUCUAAGCCUGAGCUUGAACAGUUCAAGAGCGUUUGUGAUGAGCUUUCGGAAAUCAUUGUCCCUGAUGAGCCCAUUUCGGACAACGUUUUGACGAAGAACCUGUCAAUUGAUGAGCUCAUGAUGCGCUACGUUCGGACGCAGGGCGAAAAGUAUCGUGGUGUCAUGGCGAAUGUGUCCAGAACUGCCAACAAGCUCGAGUCUACCACCGCAUCGGAUGACGCUCUAUGCCCUUUAUGUGGAGGACAUGUUGGGAAUGUCAAGGGUAAUUCUGGAGUCACUGUCGCCAACCAAUCCAGCGACAACUACAGUUCCAAGUUCUGCUACGGAUGUAUGAGGUCUCGUCCAGAAGCCACUUUCUGA
Penicillium subrubescens is the source of this 1133-nucleotide messenger RNA. RefSeq lists its product as uncharacterized. Gene Ontology annotation, cellular component: cytosol. Gene Ontology annotation, molecular function: tRNA binding; sulfurtransferase activity. The record is from RefSeq and is a predicted model, not a curated record. NCBI's taxonomy places the organism in Eukaryota, Fungi, Ascomycota, Eurotiomycetes, Eurotiales, Aspergillaceae. Gene Ontology annotation, biological process: tRNA wobble position uridine thiolation. The transcript has 2 exons. Bases 21 to 1133 code for a protein of 370 amino acids.